GUCAUUUAUUGACCAAUCACGAUACCGAUUGCCAAGUAGACAAACAGGAAGUCAGGCCGCUAGCUAAUGAUGGGACAACUUGUUCUUGAAAGUCAUCUCCAAUUUAGACGAUUAUUUCGUUGACAGUAGUUUGUAAGUGAAACAUACAAGAUGACAUAUGUAAAUAAAGUUGGAUACUUGCUACAUGCGAAGGCAGAUGGAGCUCUACUGUGUUGAUAUGGCGAUAAGGAAAUGACCUCCAGACAGUUGGACAAGCCCAGUAGUCAUGAACCCCAGUUCUCCCUGUGAGGGCCAGAGCCCUGAGGGUGACCCUCCAGACGAUUGGUUCCACCUUUCCACCAUGUCUCUGGGAACUCAGGGCUCUGAUGGAAGCCAGGAUGACCCAGAGGAACCUGAGGAGAGAGGCAGACUCAAGUCCAAGCUGGUGUCAGCAUGGAACAAUGUCAAAUAUGGCUGGUCGUUCAAGUCAAAGGCCCGCUUCAGCAAGACCUCUCCUCUGACCAUGCUUGGACAGUCUUAUCUGCUCAGUCAUGGAGUGGAGAGGGAGUGCUUUCGCCGGGCCUUUGCCACUCUGCUAUGGCUGACGUACAGGCGGGGCUUCCCACAGCUGAAUGGUUCCUCUCUGACCACAGACAGUGGGUGGGGCUGCAUGCUGCGCAGUGGACAGAUGCUCCUGGCACAGGGGCUACUGCUACACCUGCUGCCGCCAGGCUGGACCUGGCUCUCUGCCAACCAUGUGUCCAAAGAUGACAUGGAGGUACAGGAGUCUCGCUCCUUGGGUCCGGAGGUGACUAAGAAGGGAAGGAGGAAGAGCAUAGUGUCCUUCCUGGAGAGCCGGACGGAAGUUACUCACAGACGGGUGGUGUCCUGGUUUGGGGACCAUCCCUUCGCCCCGUUCGGGCUGCAUCAGCUGGUGGAACAGGGCACAAGCUCAGGGAAGAAGGCAGGGGACUGGUAUGGCCCCUCCAUCGUAGCACACAUACUUCGUAAGGCUGUUGACGCAGCAUCAGCAGAGGUGUCCAAUCUGACAGUGUAUGUAGCACAGGACUGCACUGUGUACAUAGAUGAUGUGGUGAGGCUGUGUGAGAGACCUCUAUCUGAGGGCUCCACAGGACCCAGUCCAACCUGGAAGUCUGUCAUCAUCCUGGUCCCUGUGCGCCUGGGAGGAGAAGUCCUCAACCCCACCUACAUCAAAUGUGUCAAAAAUCUCCUGAGGUUAGAAUGCUGCAUUGGAAUCAUUGGUGGCAAACCCAAGCACUCUCUGUUCUUCGUUGGGUACCAAGACGAACAGCUGUUGUGCUUGGACCCCCACUACAGCCAGUCCACAGUGGAUAUCACACAGGAUAACUUCCCCUUAGAGUCGUUUCACUGUAAGUGUCCCAGGAAGAUCUCCUUCAGUCGCAUGGAUCCCAGCUGCACUAUAGGCUUCUAUGCCAAGAGCCAGAAAGAAUUUGAGUUACUGUGCUCAGCUGUUAGCACGGCUCUCUCAUCAUCAACAGAAAAGUACCCCAUCUUCACCAUUGCAGAGGGUCAGGGACAGGAUGGGGGGCAGGAGGAUGAGAGCAAUGCACCCCCAAACUCUAUCACCCACAUCCUGACCAAGGACAAGGCGAGGCUGAGAAGGACCAAUAACAGCAACAGCAUGGAUGAGUUUGUGUUAUUGUGAUCUAACGUAGCAGGUAUAAAAGUUCUAAGCUAGGUUGAAUUAGCUGUAUCCCUGAAAACCGGAACAUCCGGUUGUUGGCAACUCCGCUAAGGGUGCUGUGGACAGACUGACUGAAUGUGGCCAGCAGGGAACAUAAUUCACAUACCAACUCAUACACACAGUUACUGAACUGAGCUUUAUCAGUGGCAGCUACUGACGGGGCACAUGCACCAGAAUUAGCCUUUAUCCCCAACCUCCACAGGCAAUAACCAGGCUGGGUGAGGUGUUGCUGAAUAGAACAGGCCAAUGACACUAUUCUUGUGUAUUUAUUUGUUUGGGCUAAUUAUUUGUUUUAAGGGGAUGUGUUUAUGAAUGUAACAAUGUUUUUAAAUGAAGGUUUUUGUAUAAUUGUUUUUAAUUUAAGGUUUUGUUAUCAGUAUGGUUUUGAGGUUCUUACCUUAAAUAACCUGCCUUCAACUUCAUUGUUUAUUAUUCUACAUGAAGUCAUGGGUGACUAUGCCUGGCGGAAAGACACUAACUGACCCCAUUUCAUCAUUGUGUAGAUAGGCUGCUCAUCCCAUAGUCCUCUCCACUACAACCUUUUGUUGAACUACUUUGUCCAGCAUUAGACUCUGAGCUGCUGUUUGACGUCAUGUGACAGGAUGUCUGCUCUGUGAAUGGAUUAGGAAAUUGGAUUCCUUAGACCUUGUGAUGUGCACAUGGAACCGGUGAAGGAAUCAAUUUGUCUUAGAGAUGUUGGUUUUGUGGUUGAGUGGGGAGAGUGUAAAAUAAUAAUUUUUAAAUUGCUAUCAGUCAAUUAAAAGGCACAUUCUGGGCAAUAUGGGGUUGCAUUUGCCCUGUUUUUGGAAUGAAUAUUUUUUUACAUGGAAAAUGAGUGGCACAAUGCAUUCAAUAAAAGCUCAGUAAAAAUAAAUAAAAUCACUCAACUUCAUCAGACUGAUUUUAGUUUAGGCCAUACAAAUUUGAAUGAUAUGUUUAAAGGAUACCCUACAGUGCUACUACAUUGCUUGUUAUUUUGGGUUUUAGGUAGGGUUUCUGUAUAGCACUUUGUGACCUGCUGAUGUAAAAAGGGCUUUAUAAAUACAUUUGUUUGAUAACUGAAGAGGGGUUUCUCCCCACCCAAAAAAUCCCAAGAUUUUACUGAAUCUUUACAAUUAUAGCUAAAAUCAUGUCUUUGAUCUUCUAGUAAAAAGAUCAGCCAUAAUCCGACAGGAAGUGGCGUAACUAUGCCUCUUUUAGCUUCCCCAAGAGGCUAACAUCUCUUGAUUAGGUCGCUAGGAGUUGAAUUAAGGUCAUUAUAGUAUUUUAACAAGAAGGUCCACAUUUAAAAAAAUAAAAAUACAUUUGGAAAGAGACCUAA
Molecule: messenger RNA, 3026 nt
Organism: Oncorhynchus tshawytscha (Chinook salmon)
Lineage: Eukaryota; Metazoa; Chordata; Actinopteri; Salmoniformes; Salmonidae
Product: cysteine protease ATG4D
Exons: 12
Coding region: 266-1666 (466 amino acids)
Molecular function (GO): protein-phosphatidylethanolamide deconjugating activity
Source: RefSeq, a predicted model, not a curated record